Messenger RNA from Cucurbita moschata (crookneck pumpkin), 3056 nucleotides. Its product is annotated as pentatricopeptide repeat-containing protein At4g02750-like. Lineage: Eukaryota; Viridiplantae; Streptophyta; Magnoliopsida; Cucurbitales; Cucurbitaceae. The record is from RefSeq and is a predicted model, not a curated record. Bases 12 to 2342 code for a protein of 776 amino acids. Gene Ontology annotation, biological process: RNA modification. The transcript is spliced from 2 exons. Gene Ontology annotation, molecular function: RNA binding; zinc ion binding; protein binding.
CCGUCGAGCUAAUGCAAGCGCGCGGGAAUUGUCGUCUCUGCCUGCUUCGCGGCAGCUCUUCCCGAUUGAUUCAAACCGAAUCCAUCAUCAACGAGCUUCGAGCCUGUUCAAAUCCUUCUCCUUCGAAGAAAACAUUGACCCAAAAACGCGAAUCCAAAAACACCAACCCCGCAAUUACCGACUCCGAUAUAGUAAAAUGGAACAGGAAAAUCACCGCCUACAUGCGCAGUGGUCAAUGCGAGUCCGCUUUAGGCGUUUUCAAUGGCAUGCCCCGUCGGAGUACUGUCACCUACAACGCAAUGAUAUCCGGUUAUUUGAGUAACAACAAGUUCGAUCGUGCACGGCAGGUGUUUGAGAAAAUGCCCCACAGAGAUUUGAUAUCUUGGAAUGUGAUGCUUAGUGGGUAUGUGAAGAAUGGUAAUCUUAGUGCGGCUCGGACUUUGUUUAAUCAGAUGCCUGAGAAGGAUGUUGUUUCUUGGAAUGCUAUGUUGUCGGGGUAUGCUCAGAAUGGGUAUGUGGAGGAGGCUAGGAAAUUAUUUGAUGAAAUGUCGGAUAAGAAUGAGAUUUCAUGGAAUGGGUUGCUGGCGGCGUAUAUUCAGAAUGGGAGGAUUGAGGAAGCUAGAAGGUUGUUUGAUUCCAAAAUGGAUUGGGAGAUUGUUUCUUGGAAUUGUUUGAUGGGUGGGUAUGUGAGGAAAAAGAGGCUUGAUGAUGCAAGGAUUCUUUUUGACCGUAUGCCAGUUAGAGAUAAUAUAUCUUGGAACAUAAUGAUUACAGGUUAUGCUCAGAAUGGGCUGCUGUCAGAAGCUGGGAGAUUAUUUGAAGAGCUACCAAUUAAAGAUGUGUUUGCUUGGACGGCCAUGGUAUCUGGUUAUGUGCAGAACGGAAUGUUGGAUGAAGCAAAGAGAAUUUUUGAAGAAAUGCCUGAAAAGAAUGAAGUUUCAUGGAAUGCGAUGAUUGCAGGGUAUGUGCAGAACCAGCAAAUAGACAAGGCAAGGGAAUUGUUUGAUCAAAUGCCUUCACGGAACAUUAGUUCUUGGAAUACUAUGGUAACUGGGUAUGCUCAGAGUGGCAAUAUUGAUCAAGCCAGGAUUCUGUUUGAUGAGAUGCCUCAACGUGACUGUAUAUCAUGGGCAGCUAUGAUCGCCGGCUAUGCCCAAAGCAGCCAGAGUGAAGAGGCCUUGCAACUCUUUAUUAUGAUGAGAAGAAAUGGAGAAAGGUUAAAUAGAUCUGCGUUGACAUGUGCAUUGAGCUCGUGUGCAGAGAUUGCGGCUUUCGAGUUAGGGAAACAGCUUCAUGGACGGCUAAUUAAGGCAGGAUUCCAAACUGGGUAUUAUGUGGGAAAUGCUCUUUUAGCCAUGUAUUGCAAAUGUGGAAGUAUAGAAGAGGCACUUGAUAUUUUCGAAGAUAUAACAGAUAAGGAUAUUGUUUCCUGGAACACACUGAUUGUAGGUUAUGCUAGGCAUGGAUUUGGUAAAGAGGCUUUAGCUGUUUUUGAGUCAAUGAAGAUGACAAUCAAGCCUGAUGAAGUCACGCUGGUUGGUGUAUUGUCUGCUUGCAGCCAUACUGGCUUAGUAGAUAAAGGCAUGGAAUAUUUUAAUUCAAUGCAUGAGAACUAUGGUAUAACAGCAAAUUCAAAACACUACACGUGCAUGAUCGAUCUACUUGGUCGUGCGGGUCGGCUGGAUGAGGCUCUGAAUUUAAUGAAGAACAUGCCCUUCAGCCCAGAUGCAGCAACUUGGGGUGCUUUACUCGGUGCAAGCCGAAUUUAUGGCAACACAGAAUUAGGGGAGAAGGCUGCUGAGAUAAUUUUUAAGAUGGAGCCUGAUAAUUCGGGAAUGUAUGUUCUUCUCUCAAAUUUAUAUGCAGCUUCAGGGAGAUGGAGUGAGGUUAGGGAGAUGAGAAUGAAAAUGAGAGACAAAGGAGUGAAGAAAGUGCCUGGAUAUAGUUGGGUUGAAGUACAAAGCAAGAUUCAUAUAUUCAGUGUUGGAGAUUGUUCACACCCAGAAACAGAUAGGAUAUAUGCUUAUUUGGAAGAGUUGGAUCUAGAAUUGAAGAAAGAUGGGUAUGUUUCUUCUACUAAAUUGGUGUUACAUGAUGUGGAAGAGGAGGAGAAGGAAAACAUGCUCAAGUAUCAUAGUGAAAAAUUAGCUGUUGCAUUUGGUAUUCUGUCUAUACCACCUGGUAGACCAAUCCGAGUGAUUAAAAACUUGCGGGUGUGUGAAGAUUGUCACAAUGCCAUUAAACACAUAUCCAAGAUUGCUAAAAGACGGAUAAUCUUGAGGGAUUCUAAUCGCUUUCACCACUUCAGUGAAGGUACAUGUUCUUGUGGAGAUUAUUGGUGAAAUUUCUUAGCAAAUCCUUUUUGCCAAUAUGGUUAUUCAACUAAGAUAAUUAAGAAUUGAAGAUUAGCAAAUGAUUAAACUGUGAACAAUCUGGAAGGGCUUCAAGAAUUCGAUGAACUUGGAUCAGAGUUUUUUUGAAGAUAGCUCAGGAUGAGAUUAUUGCAUGUCGUAAAUACUUGUGCCACAAAGAAAUAUUGAUACUUGUCAUUGAUAUCGAAUGCAGUCUCAUGAGAUCAUUUUCAGAAAUAUUAGUGUAAAAAAACCAUAUAGUUGGAGUUAAAAUUACUGGAGAAGAAGGUUAGUGAAUAUUACGGAGAAAAGGACAACUGCCGUAAUGGUAUCACAUUAUGUACUGAUACUGAUACUGCUGCUAUCGGAAGAUACAACUUCUACUAGAUUGUGCAGUAAUUAGGAUAUUGGAGAUUGUGUUCUUUGCUGCCGUACUCCACGACUUGGGUGACUUGGGUGCGUAUGGCAUGUAACGGACAUGCAGCUAUGGGCAACACACCUUGGACAAGCAUGACUGUGGCAUCUUGCACCUACGCUGCUCAAUCUUAUCUCGUUAGCAGAACUCAGAAUUUGUUUUGAGAAGGGGAUGGGGUUGCACAUUACUUGGAAUUAGUAAUGCUUUUGGCGUGCCAAGUCUUCUGUAAGUUCAUUUGAUGUUCAUUAAGGAUUGUCUAACUGCAUCAUUUAUUGAUCUCAUUUCUACAA